AUGGACGAACCUCUGGACUCUGUUGUGGAGACAUCCGCCCCCAAAAAACGGACACGAGUGCAAUUUUCCUGCACGGCUUGCAGGUAUCGAAAAUUGAAAUGCUGCCGCAAUCACCCUUGCGCUAAUUGCAAGAAGCGAGGCGAGGCCACAUCAUGCACCUAUGUCGGGCGCGGGCCACGAGCUAAAGCCCAAAAUGGGCGCUUAAGCCCGACUCUAGUUCAGGACCGCUUGCAUCAUCUAGAGAAUCUAGUGAUGUCUCUUGCACAAAAGCAGAGAUCUGGUCCCGAUAUCGAUUUCAAUGCAGUGCAACCAAAGAAUCGGGACGGUUAUGCAACGCCCUCACCGGGCAGCUCUGACCGUGAUGCUGCGUUGGUUCCUGUUGAUACGGGCACGCUGGUCGUCAAAAAUGAGGGGACUAGUUAUAUUGACGGUGCAAAUUGGCGCGCUAUCCUAGAAGAGGUCCGUCUUGAUCUGGUUAUUGUUGCGCUCUGGGAUGAUUGUGCUGACGGGUUCUCGCAUCUGAAGAUUAAUGACGUGAAAGAAUAUCUAGACGAGGAUGGGGAAAACACCGACGACGAAGGUGUCGAGACAGACCCGUACGAUGACUCGUCACCAGUUCUCCUGCUUGGUCGUGGUCGUCCGGUGAGCAAAGAGGAGGUGCUUAUGGACAUCCCUGCGCGGUCAAUAGCCGAUCGUCUGGUCGCUCGAUUCCUCAAGACGUCUGAACCGGUACGAGUGUCAAUCCACGUUCCCACUUAUCAGAAAGAGUACGAGGAGUUCUGGCUGCGCCCAGCAGAUAAAUCAUUCACUUGGAUUUCUCUCUUAUAUUCGAUUAUGGCUUUAUCUGUCUCUCUAUAUCAUCGAGGCUCAGAGCCGUUGCGUUCUAGCAUGGCUGACCCUAUUAAGUCAUGGGCCAUAUUCCGGAAAAGGUCCUCGCAGUGUCUGAUCCAAGCGAACUACAUCACCCCCGGGCGAUAUAAAGGAGAAGCGCUAUUCCUUUACUCACUCAUCGAGUUCUACAGCACCCAGGAUGCGCAUAUUGGAAUGUCCUAUUUGCUCGGGAUGACUAUUCGCCUGACUAUGCGUAUGGGUUACCAUCGUGAUCCACGUCAUUACCCAAUGCUAUCUGCCAUGGAUGGGGAAAUGCGCCGCCGUCUCUGGGCCUUGCUUGUUCAGCUCGACACUUUAGUCUCAUUUCAAGUCGGUGUCCCUCGAACUAUCCAGCCUUGGCAAUAUGACACGGAGUUGCCCUCUAACUUGUUGGACACCGACUUCGACGAGACUUCCGUUCAAUUACCACCUGAGAGACCAACGAAUGAAGGAACAGAUUGCACGUACACGAGGGCCAAAUCUCACAUUAUGAGUGUCUUUGGUCAGAUAACAGACCUAGCAUUUUCUCGUGAGCACUCAUCCUACGAUGAGAUCAUGGAAAUUGACCGUCGUUUGGAGACCGCACAUGAUAUGUUACCCUCCUGUUUGCAAAUCCGGCCGAUGACGCAGUGUAUCGCAGACCCAGCAGAGCUGACCGUGCGACGCUUCGCAUUGGCGCUCCUGUACCAAACAGCACGUCUUGUCCUACAUCGCCGGUAUAUCGCUGAGGUCAAUCCCAAAUUUGCUUACUCGCGAUCAAUCUGUCUAGACGCAGCUCGGAAAGCGCUUCAACUCCACACAGAGAUCUGGACCGAGUUUAUGCCUGGUGGUCAGUUAUACGCAGAACGAUACUUCCUCAAGUCCCUCCAAAAUUCCUUUUUGCUCUCGGCAAUGAUUCUUUGCCUUGAGAUGUCCCGGGAUGCUGAUCGUGAUGAUGCCGCACGUCUUGAACCUCAAGAACGCACAGAGUUCUUGCUUCUCCUGGAAAGCACUCAUCGCAUAUUCAUGGAAUCCAGUCACCGGUCUGUAGAUACGCAGCGAGCAGUAAAUGCUUUGAAUAUUAUGCUCAAACGGGUGAAGAAAAGUGACUUUCAAUACGCCAGUUCGACUGCCGGGCAAUCAACGGCGCCCAUGGGUAAUGAUAUCCCAACCCAACCUACGGUUGCAGCCGUCAUUGAUCAUCAAUACUCAGCAUACGAAUCCAAUACUGGCGAAUUGCAGUCCGCAAUACCCAACCCCGGCCAGACGCCGUUAUACAAUUCCAUGGAGGUUAUUGAAGACAUGCUUGAUAUACCCGCUCAAGUCGACUGGAACCUGUACGACAGUCACAUCUCAGGUGUCCAAACGGCCAAUAAUAACAUCUGGUACUCCGAUGGUCCAGCGACUCCGGUGUACACUUUCGGUGCGUAUCCUGGCGUAUCGCCAAUGGAUCAACAGAGCUACCAACAACAUUGA
This is a messenger RNA of Penicillium egyptiacum, 2325 nucleotides long. The record is from the annotation of a GenBank genome assembly. Lineage: Eukaryota; Fungi; Ascomycota; Eurotiomycetes; Eurotiales; Aspergillaceae.